This is a messenger RNA of Drosophila ficusphila, 1460 nucleotides long. It is a transcript of the gene Sodh2, whose product is annotated as sorbitol dehydrogenase. Gene Ontology annotation, biological process: D-sorbitol catabolic process. Lineage: Eukaryota; Metazoa; Arthropoda; Insecta; Diptera; Drosophilidae. Gene Ontology annotation, molecular function: L-iditol 2-dehydrogenase (NAD+) activity; zinc ion binding. The record is from RefSeq and is a predicted model, not a curated record.
CUUGCUUGGUAAUUGGUAUUAUUAACUACUCCCUAAUAAAUAAUAAUUAAAUCAUUCUGGGAAAUAAGAAAAGUGAGAUAUACAACGAACCUAUAACAUUACUUAACUUUCACAGAUCAUAGACUACAUAACCGAUUUUAACUGUAUUCCGACCGCGAAAGCAAACACACCCAUAAAUGCGCAAACAAGCUAAUUUAAAUAUAUACCUUACAUACAUACUUAUAAGCAUAGUGGAACACUAGAGGAGACAAUUUGCCAGCGCUACAUAUCAAACGAAUCCGAUACUGAAUUCAGUUCCAAAUCGGCUUUUAAAGCGAGUAGACGUGCGUGGAAAAUAUAAAAAAAUAGCGUCAAUAAUGACAACAGAUAACUUGACAGCCGUUCUCCACGGAAUCGAGGACCUGCGGUUGGAACAACGGCCAAUCCCAGAAAUCGCAGACGAUGAGGUCCUGCUGGCGAUGGACAGUGUGGGCAUUUGCGGCUCGGACGUCCAUUAUCUGGCUCACGGACGCAUCGGUGACUUUGUGCUGACCAAGCCGAUGAUCAUUGGCCACGAAGCCGCUGGAGUGGUGGCCAAACUGGGCAAGAAGGUGACCAACUUGAAGGUGGGCGACCGGGUGGCCAUUGAGCCGGGUGUUCCCUGCCGUUACUGCGACCACUGCAAACAGGGCACGUACAACCUCUGUGCCGGCAUGGUCUUCUGUGCCACGCCCCCUUAUGAUGGAAACCUGACGAGGUACUACAAACACGCCGCCGACUUCUGCUUCAAGCUGCCCGAUCACGUCAGCAUGGAGGAGGGAGCCCUCCUGGAACCCCUGUCCGUGGGAGUCCACGCCUGCAGACGAGCUGGAGUCGGUCUGGGCUCCAAGGUGCUCAUCCUGGGCGCUGGUCCCAUUGGUUUGGUCACCCUGCUGGCUGCCCAAGCCAUGGGUGCUUCGGAGAUCCUCAUCACCGAUUUGGUGCAGCAACGUCUGGAUGUGGCUAAGGAACUGGGUGCCACCCACACGCUGCUCCUGCAGCGGGAUCAGUCCGCCGAGGAGACCGUCAAGGUGGUCCACCAAACCAUGAGCGAUGCUCCGGACAAGGCCAUCGAUUGCUGUGGAGCCGAGAGCAGUGCCCGCCUGGCCAUCUUUGCCACCCGAUCCGGUGGUGUCGUGGUGGUGGUGGGCAUGGGAGCUCCGGAGGUCAAACUGCCUUUGAUUAACGCCCUCGCCCGCGAAAUCGACAUCCGUGGCGUCUUCCGAUAUUGCAAUGACUACUCGGCCGCUUUGGCUUUGGUGGCUUCGGGCAAGGUGAAUGUGAAGCGACUUGUGACGCACCACUUCGACAUUUCGGAAACGGCCCAGGCGUUCGAGACCUCCCGCCGCGGACUCGGAGGCGCUAUCAAGGUCAUGAUCCACGUUCAGCCGAGGGACGCCAACAACCCAAUCAAAUUCUAAAUAUACAGCCUUAUCUUAAAA